Messenger RNA from Schistosoma rodhaini, 1405 nucleotides. The record is from the annotation of a GenBank genome assembly. NCBI's taxonomy places the organism in Eukaryota, Metazoa, Platyhelminthes, Trematoda, Strigeidida, Schistosomatidae.
CUUUUGUGAAAAAGCCUUAAGAACUAGCAUAAACUAAGAUAUUGAAUUCCCAAAUACGACCACUAUUCAAAAGAUAAGUUACCAUGUGCAUUUGACGGUAAUGUUCCUACUUAACUACUACAGUUAUUUCACGCCUUAGACCUAAUGAUUCAAGAAUCGACAUCUGUUUGUGUUGUUUUUAGUGGAAAAAGAAAGUCAGGCAAAGACUACACUGUCAAUCGUCUGACUAAUCUGCUCCAAUGCAAUCAUCUUUCUUGUUUAGUGGUACGAAUAAGUGAGCCAAUUAAGUCGUAUUUUGCCGAACAUUAUGGAUUAGAUUUGUCGGAAUUAUUAUCCUCAAAUGAAUAUAAAGAAAAAUAUCGAAAACAAAUGAUUGAUUGGAUGGAACAAGAAAUAAAACAAGACCCUUAUAUAUUCACUAGGAAAUCAUUGCUUGAAAGUAUUAGACGAUGUGGCGUACCUCAUCCUGAUAUUAUCAUUGUCUCAGAUGCUAGAAGAAUAAAUGAUGUGGACUACUUCAUCAGGACAUUCGGUCGAUCCAAAUGUUUGUUAAUACGUAUUGUUACGCCUGUAGAAACUAGAAUCGAACGGGGUUGGUCAUAUGUUGAUGGGGUUGAUAAUGCUAUGUCAGAGUGUGGAUUAGAUGAAUUCACUUGUUGGGAUUACAUUGUAUCAAAUGAUGAAGAUGAAAUUGCAUUUAAAAACCAUUUAAACGAUAUUGCUGCACGCGUCAAAGAAUUGCGAAAAUUAUCCUAAUGCUUAUUAUGCAGUUAUUGAUAAUAAUGUUUGAUGCAAGUGUAGUCGUUCACGUUUUGUGGACAAUUCUUUCAACAGGUGUUUACAGCAACAGUGUUGAAACGUACUUUUGAGCAGUAUCGCAAUUAAAAGAGUUUACUUCUCGAAUGAUCAUUAUUCCGGCCACAAAUUUCCAGAUUGUUUGAGAAAUGAAACUUGUUUGGUUAUUGGAAAUAGGAUACUGAUCUACUUCAGAAACUCUUAGUUGACUCAUAUCUAGAUUUAUCUAUUUAUGAGAUUGUUCCUGCAUAACUCGUGGGAUCGGACUAUGAAACUCUCACGAUCAGAUAUGAUACUUAAUGUACAUCAGAUAAUCAAUGUCUUCAUUUUUAGUAAAAUCAAUCUUUUUUCCUGCGUAUGUCGCUCAUCAUUUUCAUAAUACACUUUUAUAGACAUACUCUUUUUGUACUAUUGAGACUAUAAUAUUUGCCAUAGAUUCAACUUCGUUAUUGCUUAUUCUAAAAAAAUGUUAAUUUCAGACGAAUUCACUAUAAAUAGUGACUGGUUAAACGUACAUAACACAUCUUAAUCAUCUCAGCUGAUAAGGAUUUAAUUUGUUCUCUAACUUGUAUUUAGUUAAUUACUACAUUUAUAUUUUAUAGAGUUAUAC